This is a messenger RNA of Trifolium pratense (red clover), 604 nucleotides long. RefSeq lists its product as uncharacterized. The coding region runs from base 77 to 352 and encodes 91 amino acids. The record is from RefSeq and is a predicted model, not a curated record. NCBI's taxonomy places the organism in Eukaryota, Viridiplantae, Streptophyta, Magnoliopsida, Fabales, Fabaceae. The transcript has 2 exons.
GUUAGGGCUGGUUUUGAUAUAGCACAGCACAGCGGCAGAAGGAAGAAUUAAUUCACAGAAAGCGAAAGAAAGAAAAAUGAGCGACGAAGCAAAAUCGAAAACGAAGAUCGAUGCUACCAAAAUCGGAGGUGGUGGAUUCCGAUCAAAGAUUGAUCAUGUUCUUUAUAGCGGCGAUAAGAAGCAUGUUUUCGCUGGCUUAGUUCUCAUCACCGCCGUUUUUUCUGUUCCAUGGUUUCUUAUGAAUAAAGGAUCAAAACACCAGUCUCAUCAAGAUUACUUGGAAAAGGCUGAAAAAGCUGAUAAAGCAAGGAGCCAAAGACUCUCCUCCAAUCCUGCUUCCGCCAAAUCUUGAAAAGCAUUAUGUUACAGAUCCCAGUUUUUAAGUAACUCUAGAUUUUUUUCGACAGAAGUAACUCUAGAUUUAAAGCCAUUAGAUAUGUUUGUAGGAUGCCCUUUUCUCUCGUUUUGUCAUUGGGAUGGAGGUCCAUUUUUCUGAAACCAUUGUACUUUUCUGCUAAGUCAAUCUUUUAAUAAAUAAAAACUAAGGAUGUUAGAUAAUUUGAUGUACUAAAUUUUUCCUAUAUAUAAUAAAAUUUGUUGCAUA